Molecule: messenger RNA, 2996 nt
Organism: Hippoglossus stenolepis (Pacific halibut)
Lineage: Eukaryota; Metazoa; Chordata; Actinopteri; Pleuronectiformes; Pleuronectidae
Gene: hemgn
Product: hemogen
Exons: 4
Coding region: 1666-2529 (287 amino acids)
Source: RefSeq, a predicted model, not a curated record
UGCAUAUGGUUGGGCUGGGUACCCCUCCACCCCAACCCCCUUUACUUCCUGAGACACCAGAGCCCUGAAGCAGAAGUUGACUAUUAACCGUUGAUUCUGCCCCGGGCGACAAAUCACCAAAGACAUUUUUGACGUUUUUCAAUUUAUAUAUUUAUCUUUAAGGUCAAUAAUGUGAAGAUUAGACUGAAAUACAGAUUGAAUCCAGCUGAAAAUAGUGUGCACCCACUUUAUCAGCCAUCAACAGCAUAUUACCCAAAUACUCCAUCUUUAGCCUUGUGCAUUUUAAAUGUACUGUAUAUAGUCUUUGCACUGUUUAAUAUCAGAGGUUGGUAGUUUAGAGGGGACACCAGGAGAUGGCACUGUGAUAUCUACUUUGGUAUUUCUCCAACUUCAGUUUCUUUGGAAAAUACAGUGUGUGAGAGUGACAGCCUUUUUGACUGAUAACCAAUCAUAUGCAAAACGUUCUUGUGUCUGCUGAACUCUUAUCAGCGGAGGAGUUCCCUGUGUUCAGCCUGUGAUCUUAGCUGGAGGUCAAUCGAGGGUCCUGGUGAUGGAUGGGGAUGUUCGGGGUAGUUUGAAUUUGAAUGUAACUAAAUCUGGAGCUGGAGAAGAUUUGUGAUACUUUGCAGAGUGAGGUCUUACAAGAUGUGUUUUUUUUUGUGCAUAUUUCCCACUGCGACUAUUUUCCAACCAUGAAAUAUACACUAUAUGAAUCAGACAACUAUAUAUUUACCGUUCUCGCACUGUAAUUGCAUAAGGUCAUGUGUGGAUUCUGUUGAGGCUCCUUCAAUGCAGCAGGGAGUGAAUUUAACAAGGGACACUCAACAUUUCCCCAACAGUGCUGGAGGCAAUUGGCAGCUGAGUGUUAUUUACCCUGCUGGAUGGCUUCUUUCACUGAGUCGCUCAAACACACACAUCAGCGCUCAAUGUGCUGUGAGAAGAUUGAGAACACACCCCAACCGAGCGGCUCUCCAUCUGUGAGAUAAGAUGAGUAUGCCCUGAUGCUAGAGUUGAAGACAGGAUUUCUUGCUUCGUGGCAUUUUUCAACAUUGUAGUUUACCACAACAUAAGACACAUUUAGCAUCUUGAAAAAAAGCAACACCUAGGGCUUUAGAAUUUUAUCCUAUCAAGAACCUCAUUUAUCUCUGUCUGUUUUUCAGCCUCCAACAUUUUGUUUGUCAAAUUACCAAGUUUAAUAAUUGUCCAAAUUCUGUUAAAGUCUACUUGUUUCCAUUGCUAAGCAACAGCAACAUUUUACAAAUGACCCAAAGCUUCGUCAUUACAAUGCCUGCAAAACAGAAUAGUUCCUUUUAAUUAUCCUGUUUUUUUACACACAUUCAAAUUUCACACACACUUUUUGUUUUUUCUGCUUUGCAUUAUAGGCAGCAGUAAAAAGCUGUAUGGGUCUCUUCUAUAACCACAUUUGUUUUGUACUUUAUCCCUAUCACACACCGCCCUUACUCAACUUGCUCCAGUCUUCUUCUUUUUUGCAGUCCUCUGUCAGUGCUGUGCCAACUCCUCCAGCUUUACAAAUAUGAUAAGAGCAAAGCUGCAGGAACUCUCCCAGCACUUUGGUAAUGGUUAACCAGAUAAUUCAUUAAGGGGUGGGAAUAGAAAACAGUCAGAAGUUAUUCUGACUUCUUCUCUGUGCUUUGCCCGCCUUCCAUGAGUUUGAAUUCAUUCAUAGUGGGACUAACAAUGGAGAAGACGUUGCAGCAGGAGAAACAAGAGACAGAAUAUAAAAAUCCAAAUGACGACCAAGGUGGAAUCCACCGCCGAUUGCGGGACAGGGAUCUGCUCAGAAAGAGGAAGGCCGAGACUGAAGAGAAGGACCAGUGGGUUUUGGGAGAGGAGAGGCAGAGGAAAAGAUCGAGGGCUGAUGAGAAGAGCGGCACAAAAAGGAGAGGGAGGCCCAAGAAGAGUGAGUCCACGCUGGAGAUACCUGUCAGUCAGGACGAGGUUGUGCCUGGAUCUGUGGGGGUUGUCUCAGAGCAAACAUCAGGCUCUCUGACCCCCUCGCUCACUGCAGGCAGUGACAAACCAGAGUCACAACCUGUCCCUGCCGCCUCUUCCUCCAUCCCAGUCCUGGAGCCUGUCCUGACCUCUCUCUAUGCUCCUCUUCUGACUUCUCCAGCACCAGUUAACCAAAGUCCAGCUCUUCUUUCUCUCUCAGUUCCUGCCCCUCUUCCCACCAGUGUUGUAGAUGCAGCUUUGGUCCUUCUGCAAGCUCCAGAUGCUGUUCCAGUCCCAGCUCUGUCUCGAGUCCCUGUUCCAGUUCCAGCUCCUCCCCAGGUAGAGACCCUCUGCACAGAGUCACAAGACAGAGACCCCUUUGACCAGGUCCUGAUUGAAGACUUGGGCCCAGAUGAGGAGGAAGACCUCUCCCUUUUGCAAGACAAAACAGCUGAUGAAGAUUUGACUGAGCCACCGUCGAUCAACAUACCUGAACAAGACAAAAUCUUCUCCAUUCCAACUUUGUCUUCUCAACCUCCACCAGAAUAUCUCCCAGGAAAUUAUUCUAAUUUGUAAAAAGAUACUUUUGUCUCAGUUCAGGACAAGCAAAGAUUACUUCCCUCCUUGUCAGUGUGUACCUGAGUAUUGUUUUGGUUGGUGUGCAGCCUGAAGAGAACAAACAUGCUGAGCAUUAGCAUUGCUUAUUUAAAAAAAAAAAAAAGUAUAAAUUUAAACCAAACCUGUAUGCUUAUUUAUUCUUGGUUUGUGCUUUGCAUUAAGUCAACAGCAACAUUUACCUGAUUUUAUUUUAAAAGUAACUAGUCUGAAUUACUGGUAAUUCUUUGGUAAUUGUAGUUUUAUUUGAUUGAAUUUGGUAAAUGUUCUUUUUUUUACCAAAUAAAAUACACUGCUUACAUAAUCGUAUUGUUGUCAGUAUUAUCUGUAAAUAAGACAAAUAUGUAUCAAUUGUCAAUUGAUUUUUUACUCUUCUGUGAUUGUGCCACUUUGCCUUCCUUUAGCAAAUAUUAAAGCUUGUGAACGCG